This is a messenger RNA of Acanthamoeba castellanii str. Neff, 657 nucleotides long. RefSeq names its product glutathione transferase family protein. Gene Ontology annotation, biological process: glutathione metabolic process. NCBI's taxonomy places the organism in Eukaryota, Discosea, Longamoebia, Acanthamoebidae. The coding region runs from base 1 to 657 and encodes 218 amino acids. The transcript is spliced from 3 exons. The record is from RefSeq and is a predicted model, not a curated record. Gene Ontology annotation, molecular function: glutathione transferase activity.
AUGACCACCACCGCAGUGACCAAGCCCACCCUCACCUACUUCAACCUGCCCGGUCUCGCUGAGGCCCCGCGCCUUCUCCUCGAAGACGCCGGCGUCGACUACGACUACGUGGCCGUCGCCAACUGGGCCGAACUCAAGCCCGAGUUCCAGGCCGCUGGCAAGGCGCCGUUCGGGCAGCUCCCCAUCUAUGAGGACCCGUCGGGCCUGUCGCUGGCGCAGAGCUCGGCCAUCACCCGCCACCUGGCCCGCGAGCACGGCUACUACGGCACCUCGGCCCACGAGGCCGCGCUGAUCGACCAGGCGGCCGAGGGCGUGGUCGACAUCCGCACGCGCGUCAUCCAGGCCGUGUUCCGCACCCCCGAGGAGCAGAAGGCCGAGGCCAGGGCUCAGUUGCUGGCCGACUACCUGCCCGGCCAGCUGGCCAUCUUCUCCAAGCUCCUCGAGAAGAACGGCGACAACGGCUUCCUCGUCGGCUCCAAGUUGAGCUAUGCGGACGUGUACCUGUGGACGACGGUGGCCAUGCUGAACACGCGCGUGGAGGGCAGCCAAGAGGUGACGGCCAAGUACCCGGCCAUCACCUCCUUCUUCGACCGCUUCGCCGCUCGCGAUCGCGUCAAGGCCUACCUCGCCCGCGACGUCUACGCCAAGAAGGAGUGA